Messenger RNA from Aphanomyces invadans, 1735 nucleotides. RefSeq lists its product as hypothetical. The record is from RefSeq and is a predicted model, not a curated record. The transcript has a single exon. Lineage: Eukaryota; Oomycota; Saprolegniomycetes; Saprolegniales; Verrucalvaceae. Bases 89 to 616 code for a protein of 175 amino acids.
CACGAACGAAAUGCCGCACUCGGGCAGCUCUGACCCAAGUGCGGACGCUGUCGCUCCUGUCGUGCUUCCCCCUUGUUUCGGUGUUUGAAUGCCUGCUAGAUCAGGCCAUCGCGUGCACCGGUCAACUCAUGUCAGAGGGCUUGCAUACGUGCGCAUUCCAUUAUGUGAAGUAAGUCCAAGGAGCGCUUCGUUGGUUGACUUGAUGCAGGAGGUGUGCCCUACAGUUUGUGAGUUCAUUUCGUGCAUCCAUCUUACCUGUGAAAAGUCCCUGCGGAAAGAAUGCAUGAUAAUUCCCAUGCCAUUCGAAUGCGCGCACGCCACGCAUCGUGGAAUGAUCACAAUAUUUCCUGAGGCCAUGACCCUUAGCACUUUGGCGCAAAAGAUACGUGUUGGGCUCAUAACCCAAAGGUCUUCAGAUCGAUACCAAGAAGUGCACGAUGAAGUGUCUGCUCAUUUGAUUUGGAUUUUUCAAGCCAAUGAAGUGUGUCGCAUGGCAUGGAGGGCACCGAGAAUGUCCACGAGCUCCCUGCGCAAUUGGCGUUCAUGCACGCUUCCAAGGUGUAGUCGUGAAUACCCGAGGCAAAAACCAGAGGAAAGAAUGGAGAUUGGGAGAUAGAUAAAAGAGGGAGAAUCUGACGAAGCCUGCACCUAUGCGUGCAAGGUAAACACCACCAUCCAACACAAAGCUGCUUAUUGGUUCUUGCACUCGGGGGGCUUUUCGGUAGAUUCAGCACCCGGGGCAUUGUCCAAGGCCGGGAAGGACUUCUUGCCCUUCGCUCGGGGUGCUUCGUCUUCGUCGCUGUCUUCGUCCUCUUCGUCAUCAUCGUAAUCCUCGUCGUCUUCGUAGUCAGAGUCUUCGACUUGGGCUUCGCCCGUGAACCACAGCACGGCCUGUGGCACAAUGGUUUCGUGAAUGAUGAACCCAAGUUGGAAGUCGUCGUUAAGUUGACGCAUUGUGUCGUUCUCAUCAUCUUCCGCGGGCAUUUCAACGGUCGCGAAGAAUUGGAAAAACGAUUCGCACGGUUCGACCUUAGUGACGAAUCGCGUUUGGCCACCAUUCUUGGACUUUUGUUUAAUCUUCUUGACCUUUUCAGUCAAGUUCUUGCCUUCAAGCCACUUAAUUUCCGUGCCCUGGAUGUUCUUGAGCAUCGCGUCGCCGUCCGGGCCUUCCGCGACGUCGUACGCCUUAGUCAACACCGUGUUUUCAAAAAAUGGGUUUGGGGCAAAGGUAAAUUCCAGGCGGAAACCGCUGUGUUCGGUGGAAGACUCUGACUUGAUGUCCGUGAGGAAUUCCAAAGCUGGCAUGUCGCGGUCCGUGAUCAAUUGUUCCGUGUCGGGGUGGUUCAAUAACGCCUUCAUCCAGAACUGGGGAACACCGACGGUCCUUGUUUCUUCGGUUUCCGACGCCUUUUCUUCCGCAGUUGCGACCUCCUUUUCACCAGACACAACCAACGCGCGUUCCGCGUACAAGGGUUGGUACAACUUUUCGUACUUCAGUUCCAACAAACGGCGUUCCUUUUCGAACUCAGCUUCGAGCACUCCAUGUUGCUCUUGCAACGUCUUGAGGUGGUUCACGCGGGACAGCACGGCCGGCGGCAAGUCCAACGUGAUAUCUUCGGCGUCCUCCACGUCUGCGUCGAUCACGAGGUCGUUCAGCUUCUUGGCAGCUUCGUCGGCCAUGAUGGUGUCGAAAUUGAAAAUGAUCUCGACCCGACCGGUCCAUACAAACUUUCAU